CACAUUUUAUCUCCAUUUCAAUUGUUGCCAGCCAUGUCCAACCCUAUCAAUUCUGUCGCACAGGCCGGUGCCUCUGGUAGCCUCGGUAUCGCGGUUCUGAAGGAGCUUGUUGAGAGCGGCUUUGACGUUCGUGUCCUCUCACGGCAGGCGGGCAAGGUCCCUGCCGCCUUCUCGAGCCAGGUCAAGGAGGUUGUGGUUGACUACGACGAUCCCGAGUCCCUUCGGAAAGCCCUCGCCGGUGUCAACGCUGUCAUCUCGACUCUCGGAGCCCCAGCUGUUGGCAAUGCCCAACGCGCCCUUGUGGAUGCCGCAGUCGCCGCUGGUGUCCAGCGCUUCAUUCCGUCCAAUUUCGGAUGUGACCAGCAGAACGCUCUCACCCGCCAGCUCCCCGUCUUCGCCGAAAAGGUGAAGACUGAGGAUUAUCUUGUCGAAAAAGCCGAGUCUUCGUCGCUCAGCUAUACCUUCUUCUACAACAACCUAUUCCUUGAUUGGGGCUUGGCCCAUGGUUCUAUUGCGAAGAUCAAGGAUAGAGAAAUUGUCCUUUACAACGGCGGUGAUGCCCCUAUCAGUUUCACACGGCUAGCUACUGUCGGUAAAGGCAUCGUUGGCGUCCUGAAGAACCCGAUUGCCACUAAGAACCGCAGCAUUAGAAUCGAAGAUGGCAAGAUUUCCUUCAAGGACAUUGCUUCAGUGCUCCAAGAUGCAAUUCCAGGCUCGUGGAGUCUCAAAGAGGCGGACACCAAUAAGCUCAAGGAGUCGAGCGACGAAGCCUUGAAGAAGGGCAUCCUAGAGGGAUGGGUUUGGUUCAAUUAUAUCCUCCAAGGCGGGACCAAUGCCAAGUAUGGCCCUGGCUUUGAGAAUCCCGACAAUGACCUGCUGGGGGUUCCAAAACUGUCGGAUGAGGAGUUGAAGGCAUUGAUCAAAGAAAUUGCACAGCAACAGGUGUAGCCCACGUCCGCGGCUUUAGUCUAGGCUUCUGGGUCGGUGCUGGAUUAUAA
Molecule: messenger RNA, 998 nt
Organism: Ilyonectria robusta
Lineage: Eukaryota; Fungi; Ascomycota; Sordariomycetes; Hypocreales; Nectriaceae
Exons: 2
Coding region: 34-948 (304 amino acids)
Molecular function (GO): oxidoreductase activity
Source: RefSeq, a predicted model, not a curated record